AUGGCCAACAAACUGAGUUUGAUCAUCUUUAUGGGUGUUUUAGCUGUGGGACUGGCUUUAACCACAACAACAGCAACCACUAGAAAACCCAUGUCCACUUCCACUGAAGCGCCCAUGAAUAGCAGCCCCAUGGAGUCCUUGGAUCGUCGUGACAAACGUCAAUUGACUGGCAAUGGUGGGCAGACCAGCUUGGCUGGUUCCAGUGGCACCUUCCCCAUUUUCUUCGACGGGGUGAAUGUGAAUCCCCCCCUGCAGCAACUGCAGCCCCUGCAACCGCUGCCCCCCUCCAACCUGCAGCCCCUGCAACCCAUCACCGUGGUGACGCCCGUGGCCUCCAACUCGAAUGCCCAAACCCAGCAGACGCAGCCCGGCUGGCUGCCCAGUUUUGGCCAGAACCUGCCCAUAAUUGGCACCUGGGUCGGUGGCCUGCCCAGUUUGAUCAGCGGCCUGGGACUGGGCUCGCUGAAUGGCGGAUUCGGCACGCUGGGUGGCCUGAAUCUGGGCAAUCUGGGACUGGGCGGAGUUACUCCCGUGCUGCCGGCAGCAGCUCCUGGCCAAAUCGCUGGCUCCUCGGCCAAUCCGCAGGCCAGUUGUCCGCUCACCCAGAAGCUCAGCUGCCGCUGUGAGCCACUGCUUCAGUUGCCGGGCCUGAAGCCCAUCUCCAAUCCGCUGAGGGCCCAGCUGGUGCAGAUCGUGCGGCAGAAUGCCCGCAAGAAUGACGACGGAUCGCAGGAGGUGCGCGUGAUCCUGAGCAGCGGACAUGUGAUCUACCAGCGCACCGCCAGGGAUCUCGGCCAGAGUGGCUACCUGGCCAUGAGGAUCCAGUCGGGCAGGUACUUCAACAUCUACUACAGUGUCAACGAGAAGGAGUACACCGUUCGGGCGGAUGUCAAGGACACGCCCCCCGCCUCCGAUCUCGAUGACGAGCUGAGCGGGCAGUUUUAA
Molecule: messenger RNA, 945 nt
Organism: Drosophila rhopaloa
Lineage: Eukaryota; Metazoa; Arthropoda; Insecta; Diptera; Drosophilidae
Source: RefSeq, a predicted model, not a curated record